AUGAUGCUCGGAGCAAGUGAACAUCUUUACACCUUGACGAUUUGUGAAACUCCGCGACGGGAUCCCUUACAGAGAAACUUCUUCACAACGAUUGAGGACUGUUUGAAUCAAGCAUUGACCACGGGAAUGGUUCCUCUAAGAGGUGACAUAAUCGAAGACGGUGUCAUGUACAAAAGUCCGCAGGAAGUCCAACGCCUAAGAUGCACGAUCGAAGCACCGUACCUCGUGGAGAACAGAAUCAUCAUGUACCGUAUCGCAGUCGAAUACCACGGGCAGACCUGGUACGUCCAUCGCAGAUUCCAGGACUUCAUGGUGCUCAGUGACAGCCUGAAGAAAUACUUCCCGAAAGAAGUUGUCCCGAAACUACCGUCGAAAACACUCUUCAACAACCGAUCGGAAGAGUUCGUGUCCAAAAGAUCAAAGGGACUCCAGCUAUUCCUCAACGUGCUCCUCGAGUCGGAGCUCUUGAGGAACGACAGGCACGUUGCCGUUUUCCUCCAGACCGAACUUGCCGAGGAAAAACUCAUGGAGGGCAUCGAGAGCUCUCGGAAAGCCACAAACUCGUUCACGUCAUCGGAAGAGGACGGACAGAAAGAAGUCGACUACUUAGGCAAGACCGAGAAGCACCACGUCAAGCCAAAGGACUUUGACUUCAUGAAAAUAAUCGGUCACGGCUCCUAUGGAAAAGUGAUACUGGCGAAACAUCUCGAGACCGGCCGCCACUAUGCAGUCAAAGUUCUCAAUAAAAAACACAUCAUGAAAAGGAACGAGAGCCGCCACAUCAUGCAGGAGCGCGACAUUUUAAUCAAGGUUCUUCAUCAUCCUUUCCUCGUCGGACUCCACUACUCAUUCCAAACGUCGAACAAGCUUUACUUCGUGCUGGACUUUGUCAAUGGCGGGGAACUAUUCUUCCAUCUACAACAGAACAAGCGUUUCUCAGAGAAGCGAUCCAAAUUCUACGCCGCGGAAAUCACCUGUGCCCUCGAUUAUCUCCACUCUCAGGGCAUAAUUUACAGGGAUCUCAAGCCCGAGAAUAUUCUCCUGGACAACACGGGUCACAUCGUUCUGACGGACUUCGGUCUCUGUAAGGACGGUAUCAAGGGAAGCGAUACGACAUCGACGUUCUGCGGCACCCCUGAGUACCUCGCCCCUGAGGUCAUCCGCAAAGAGGACUAUGACAAAACCGUCGAUUGGUGGUGCUUGGGAUCCGUGCUGUUCGAAAUGCUGUCAGGGUUGCCGGCCUUCUACAGUCACAACAGCAAACAGCUGUAUGACAACAUUUUGCAUCAGCCCUUAACGUUCCCACAAACGAACAUGUCUUCGUCCGCGCGAAACAUUCUGACGGGACUUCUACAGAAAGAUAAGGCGAAAAGAUUGGGUGCCAACGGUGAUGGAGCUGAGAUAAAGGGUCAUCCUUUCUUCCACGACAUCAAUUGGAAUGAACUGGAGAAACGUAGGGUCAAACCGCCGUUCGUACCGACCGUGAAUGGGAAAAUCGAUCUCAACAACAUCGAUCCCGAGUUCACCAGGGAGCCAGUACCGCAAUCUGUCUACCGAUCCGUUGGCUCGACGAGCGUAGGAAUGGAGAACAACGCUUUUAAAGGCUUCUCGUACGCGCCAUCGUCCUCCAUGCGGAGCGAUGUUUAUUGAAUGGAGAGAAUUUCUCCGUGUCUGCGAGAAGGAACAUCCCUGUUCUUAGUUUUGUAAGAAAAAUUCGACGAAUAUGUGCAAUAUCGAGUCUGGUGGUUCGAAAGACUUCGUGCAGACUAUCAUGGUCAUCCAGAUCCCAACUCCCAGCGUAAUCGAGGAGGGCGAGCCGUGCGAUUCGAAUUCCCUUCGCCAACGAUGCGCUUCGAUUCGGAACAUUUUAUUUCACCCAUCGGUUCCUGGAUCUUAGCAGCUGGCCACCUGAUUCGGAUUGGCUUUCCGUUCAUUUUACCGGAUUUGUCGAUAGCUUCAUUUCAGAAACGGACAGUCUCAUUCCUAAGAUUAAGAUAGCACGGCCUCGCCGGUUGAACUCACCGAAUCAACUUAUUUAGAUACGCGAACUUUUGAACGCCCCGUGAGACUGCUGUGAUCCCGUUAUUUUCCAACAAAAUGCAAGCUGUAUAUACUUCCCCUAUGUGUACAUUGACGCAGUAACGAAAUCACAAAUAAACGCGGAAUGAACAGGA
Molecule: messenger RNA, 2174 nt
Organism: Galendromus occidentalis (western predatory mite)
Lineage: Eukaryota; Metazoa; Arthropoda; Arachnida; Mesostigmata; Phytoseiidae
Product: serine/threonine-protein kinase Sgk2
Exons: 7
Coding region: 1-1650 (549 amino acids)
Biological process (GO): protein phosphorylation
Molecular function (GO): protein serine/threonine kinase activity; ATP binding; phosphatidylinositol binding
Source: RefSeq, a predicted model, not a curated record